This is a messenger RNA of Anopheles stephensi (Asian malaria mosquito), 2722 nucleotides long. RefSeq names its product venom carboxylesterase-6-like. The transcript is spliced from 6 exons. Lineage: Eukaryota; Metazoa; Arthropoda; Insecta; Diptera; Culicidae. The record is from RefSeq and is a predicted model, not a curated record. The coding region runs from base 281 to 2098 and encodes 605 amino acids.
AUCUCAGUUUGUUGCGAGUGUCGUGCGUAACGCUUCGAUGUAGAUCAUCGAGCAGGAUUCGAUUUCUUGUUAUUUAUUGUAGUAGUUAAAGUGUAUAAAAAAUGCUAUUUGUGUUAUCAGUGAAUCAUGAACAAAUCUAGCGCUAGUUAUAGCUAUCGUAAUAAGGAGAAUAAAAACAUUUAUUAUGGUGUUUGGGUUUGAUUAAAUAAAGCGUAGUAACAACAAGUUCAGUAUUGUGGAAAAAGUGAGAUCCGUAUUAAAAUUACAAAAUCGGACGAAGAUGAACAUCUAUAUGAUUGUAUUCUUCAUGCUUUUGAGUUCUACCGUUAUAACAGCGCGUACUUCAGAAAAAUUAAAAGUUACUCUGCCUCAUGGUGGGACUCUAAUUGGUAGAUAUUUAAACACGAACAGUGGUCAAGGCAUUCUCGCUUUUCUUGGAAUACCGUAUGCCAAACCUCCCACCAAUGAGCUACGGUUUAAGGCUCCAAAACCAUUUGGAGGGUGGGUGGGUGUUCGUUUCGCAACUACCGAUGCCCCACUAUGUACUCAGCGUGAUCCAUACCGGCGGGAUGAAGCCAUUUCCGGUAUCGAAGACUGCCUGCAGCUUAAUGUAUACGUGCCGGAACGUCCACGAAUGCAGUUGGCCGAUUCAAAUGGAACGAAAUCAUUACCUGUAAUGGUAUUCUUCCACGGUGGUGGUUGGCAAUGUGGCUCAGGAACACGUUCGUUUUAUGGGCCGGAUUACUUGCUUGAGCAUGACAUUAUCUAUAUCGGAGCAAACUUUCGUCUUGGACCCCUUGGAUUUCUCAGCACAGAAACAGCUGACUGUCCGGGAAAUAAUGGACUAAAGGAUCAAAAUUUAGUGCUCCGUUGGAUUCAUGAAAACAUUGCAUCUUUCGGUGGUGACCCUCGCUCAGUUACCGUGUUUGGAGAAAGUGCUGGUGGUGCAAGUGGAACAUACCAUAUGAUGUCACCCUUGUCUAAAGGACUGUUUCAUCGAGUUAUUUCACAAUCCGGAGUCAACCUAAAUGCCUGGGCUCAACCGGCACAUCCAGGAGUAGCACAAGCACGUUCUGUGCAAUUGGGACAAAUGCUACAAUGCCCGCAGGGCAUCGAUGGACGAUUUGCAGAAAUGUUAAACUGUCUUCGGCAUGUGCCUGCAGAAGAAAUAACUAGAAAAUUCUACGAUUUUUUUCUUUGGGAUACCGAUCCUAUGAUCCCAUUCCCACCCGUUGUGGAACAAGACGCUCCGGGAGCAUUCAUCACAAAACAUCCAAGAGAAGAAUAUGAACCACAUGCUAUCGGUCUUCCGUGGAUGACUGGAUUAACAUUGGAUGAGGGAGCUUUGAAAAGUGCUUCAUUGAUAAACUUACCGGAACUUCGACAGAGUUUAAAUGACAAUUGGGACCGUGCGUUACCUAUUUCUUUGUACUACGAUCACCAUGAGCCUGCCAGGCAGCGCCAAAUUACGCAGCACAUUAACAGCUUCUACUUUAAUAAUCAGAAGCUGGUCGAAGCAACUGAGAAAAAUCUGACAAAUCUGUACUCGGAUGCUUGGUUUUUAGCGGGAAUGGAUGAAUAUUUGCGAAUACGUUUACUCGGCCAUGAUCGACGUUCAUCAACUUCUAUAAAAUCCGGACCAACAUAUGUGUAUCUUUUUGCACAAAAAGCAUCCGCCAGUUUCACCGAGAUAUUCAAAGGAGGGAGAGAAAAAUAUUACGGUGUGUGCCACGCUGAGGAGCUUCAAUACAUUUUUCCCAUCGCGAAGGAGAUCCCAAAUUUCCAUACGUCCGUUCCUUCUGAUGAAGAGCUGGAGAUACGACGCCUUAUAAUACAGUUAUGGGUUAACUUUGCUCGCACCGGUAAUCCAACUCCAGCCCGUGAAACAGAUCGUACUAUUCCCCACUGGCCUUCGAUCGACCAAUUUCCUUUGCAGUAUCUACGAAUUGGUAGCAUUGAUUCCUCGAAGGAACCAAUUUUAGCAUUAGAAUCAGGGCUCUUUGAAGAACGGGCUACUUUUUGGCGGGAACUUAAAGCGCACCAUACAACAAUUUUGUCCGAUGUGAACCAAAUUCAUCAAUCACGAAACGAACUUUGAGUCUAUUUUUCAAUUGGUUGUUUUUUUCACAAACACUUUUAGUAUCUAAAUACCCUGUCUUAUUUGGCAUUUACACCCAUCGUAAUAAUAACGCGGCUGUAUGAGAAUCGAGUGAAAUUAGUAAUAAAUUACUCUUAAAUGUGUUAUUGACAUUAUAGUAUUAUACGCAGUUGUAUAUUGUAAAUAAAGGAAGGUAUCAUAGUAAUUAAAGGACUUCUUAACGCUGUUGACUAACGAUACGUUUAUUACAAACGUCCGAGGGAGGCGAUUUCCAGAAACAAUUAUCCUUUACAAUAGAGUCCCCUGCUUUUCGUGUACAGUUAUACCGUUUAAGAAUUAUUCCCAUCACAUCUAUUUAAAAAAAAAAUCGUUUGAUGUUACACACAUCAGAACCACUAUCUGGUUUUUGGCGAUCCUCAUGUAUAUUGGACUCUAUGUUAGAAAAAGAACACAGUUGAAACUGAAUGACAGUAUUUUUAUUAAUCACUAUUGCAUUAAUUAUAAUGAUAGAUAAAGUUCAUUCCAAAUAGAUUGCUUAAAAUAUGUUGGGUGUUUGUUUGGAAUACGGAUGUUAGAAAAAGAGCACAGGUUUAACUCCAUAAAGACAGCUAUUUGAAUAAUCAA